This is a messenger RNA of Leptopilina boulardi, 675 nucleotides long. Its product is annotated as ejaculatory bulb-specific protein 3-like. The transcript is spliced from 5 exons. Lineage: Eukaryota; Metazoa; Arthropoda; Insecta; Hymenoptera; Figitidae. Bases 39 to 512 code for a protein of 157 amino acids. The record is from RefSeq and is a predicted model, not a curated record.
UGUACACUACAAUUAUUGAUAUUUUUUCUGAAAAGAAAAUGAGAAGUUUUACUUCAAUUUUAAUUGUCGCUGUCAUCAGUUUGGUGAUAAUGGCAACAUCAACAGAUGCAGCGAAGCGUAAAGGAUUCAAAGCAUGGAGAGGGAUUAUGAAGUCAAUUAUUGUGCUGUUAUUUGUGGUAGCGGUGGUAUUCGCUGAGAAAUAUAACUCAAAAUAUGAUAAUGUGGAUGUCGAUGGAAUUCUUCAAAAUAAUCGAAUUCUCACAAGUUAUAUUAAAUGUAUAUUAGAAACUGGAGCAUGUACUGCUGAGGGUCGAGAACUUAAAAAAACACUACCAGACGCAUUGGUGACUGGUUGCGCGAAAUGUAACGAUAAACAAAAAGUAACUGCUGAAAAAGUAAUUAAACAUCUUAAAAAAAAUAAACCCCGUGAAUGGGAUCAACUCAUUAAAAAAUAUGAUCCAGAGGGAAAAUAUCAACAACGUUAUGAUGAACAUAAAGUUUCGCAUGCCUGAAAAUUAAAAAAAAAAAAAAACUAAAAAAAGAGAAAAAAAGAAAAAAAAAAUGUAAACAAAAUAAUUUCAACAAAAAAAAUAAUAAUUUUUUUUUUUUUGUUCCAAAAAGGUAUUAUAUUUUAAUUUGUAUAUUUAUAAGAAUUAAAAAAAAAAUAAGUAAAAA